Molecule: messenger RNA, 918 nt
Organism: Penicillium pulvis
Lineage: Eukaryota; Fungi; Ascomycota; Eurotiomycetes; Eurotiales; Aspergillaceae
Product: NmrA/HSCARG family protein
Exons: 1
Coding region: 1-918 (305 amino acids)
Source: RefSeq, a predicted model, not a curated record
AUGGUUUCAAAGUCUGUUUUUGUCUGCGGUGCGACCGGUACUCAAGGUGGCGCCCUAGCAAACCAACUUGUCGGCAAAGACAUUAGCGUCAACGCUAUCACUCGAAACAUCAACUCCACCGAAGCCCAACACCUGAUCUCCCUUGGUGUAUCUUUGACCGAGGGCGACUUCAACGAUGAAGAAUGCCUCAAAAUGGCCAUGGUCAAUUGUACCAGCCUCUUCCUCAAUGUACUACCCGACUUUACGAAGCCCACCGGCGAGCUUGACCAAGCUCGAAAGAUUCUCUCGGUCGCUAAACAAACUGGCAUCAAACACGUUAUCUACACCAGCGCCUUGGCAACCAACAACCCCGAAGGACUACCCCACUGGACUCCCACCGGCAUAAUAGGCAUGCUUCUUCUCGGAAAACAAGCAGUCGAAAAAGAAGUCAAAGCCGCCGGAUUCGAAACGUGGACCAUCCUGCGUCCCGGGAAUUUCAUGUCCAACUUCUUAAACCCACUGGUUCGAAUGUAUCAGGGCCUCGUUGAAACAGGCAAAUUUACGACUGCCUUUCUCCCGGAAACUCUUGUUCCGAUGAUUGACCCUAACGAUAUUGGCAAAUUUGCCACUGCUGCUAUCCUUGAGCCAGCCAAAUUCAAUCAUCAGGAGAUCGAGACUGUGUCACAGAUGAUGACGGUCGAGGAUAUAGUGAAGGAUCUAUCGACGGCCACUAGGAAGGAUGUUCAAGCGGUCUUCUUGUCUGAGGAGCAAAUCACCGAUCAACUUCCAAAAAAUCCGACUCUGGGUCCACAAAAGGUGAUGCGCGAUAUAUCAUUGUUUGUUGAUAUGGAGAACGUGCAAAAAUGGGGAAUCGACCUGGGGACCUUCGCUGGAUUUCUAGAGCGAGAAAAGGAGCGGGUAGAUGCGACAUACAUGUAA